Molecule: messenger RNA, 594 nt
Organism: Pseudonaja textilis
Lineage: Eukaryota; Metazoa; Chordata; Lepidosauria; Squamata; Elapidae
Source: RefSeq, a predicted model, not a curated record
GUCCCCGCUUGUCCGGUGGCCACAGCCUCCACGAGACGUCCACGGUGCUGGUGGAGACGGUCACCAAGGCCACCUCCUCGGUGGGCGGCAGCUACAGUGCCCUGCCCAAGUUCUCCUCGGAUGCCAGCAAGGUGGUCGCCCGUGGGCCCGGCUUAAGCAAGGCCUUCGUGGGCCAGAAGAACACCUUCACCGUGGACUGCAGCAAGGCAGGCACCAACAUGUUGAUGGUGGGCGUCCACGGGCCCAAGACCCCCUGCGACGAGGUCUACGUCAAGCACAUGGGCAACCGGGUCUACAGCGUCACUUACACCGUCAAAGAGAAGGGCGAUUACAUCCUCAUCGUCAAGUGGGGGGACGAAGGCGUGCCCGGGAGCCCCUACCAAGUCAGCGUGCCCUAGGAGUGGGGGGGGGGAUGGAGCCCUCCCUACCCCUGCCUCCCACUCCCCUUGACCUCCCCCUGCCCAGAACUGUCAUACCCUCGACCUGCUCACCCGCGACCAAGGCGGGGACGAGGGGACGAGACGCGACCGUCGGACAUUCGCUUGGUUCGUUGAGUUGGACAUUGGCGUUUUGAGGAUUUCUCCAGGCACAUCG